AUAACAUGCGACCUACAAUAUAUAUGCUUACGGGAGCAGUCACAGAUUGCGAUCCAUUGCCGUCCACUGAUCCAAUUUUUAGUGACAGUUCAGAGAGUGAGGAAUCUGCAGAACCCGCUGGUAAUAUGGAAGGAGAUGACUAUGACGACCUUGAUCGUAAUAGAAGAAGACGUGGUGAAGGAGAUGAAUAUGAGGAACUUGAACCUAAAAAUACAUCGCAAGAAAUGGGUGACGACAAACUUAAACAACGCGCACCUGCCAUGUUAGAAAAUGAAGUGUUUAAUGUUGCGCAACUUCUAAUGGAAGCUUCAGAACCGAGGAAAAAUUGUACCCUUCAAGAUUACAUCAUGUAUUUCAAGCAAGUGGUAGAGUGUGGAAAAAUAAGAAUGACACUAACUUCUGAUGAAACAUUUGAAAAUUGUUCACAAGCCGAUGUGGAAAGCUCCUGGAAGGCAAUGAGUUUAUGCUUAAUGGAGGAAAAAUUAAAUAAACUACCUUGUAUAAUAUCAGAUAAAAAUCAGACUGAAGUAUUAAGACUGAAGUAA
This is a messenger RNA of Stegodyphus dumicola, 545 nucleotides long. RefSeq lists its product as uncharacterized. The record is from RefSeq and is a predicted model, not a curated record. NCBI's taxonomy places the organism in Eukaryota, Metazoa, Arthropoda, Arachnida, Araneae, Eresidae.